Penaeus monodon (black tiger shrimp) is the source of this 738-nucleotide messenger RNA. RefSeq lists its product as uncharacterized. The coding region runs from base 1 to 489 and encodes 162 amino acids. The transcript is spliced from 6 exons. The record is from RefSeq and is a predicted model, not a curated record. Lineage: Eukaryota; Metazoa; Arthropoda; Malacostraca; Decapoda; Penaeidae.
AUGGCUCACAAAUACUUCCAAAAUAAGUGCCAGUGGCGCAACCCACCACGAGGUAAGAAGUGUGGUCUUGUAAGCAACAGCCUUGGAAAGAAUUAUGCGUGCACUCAGGCGUCUGACGACAAAUCUUCCAUAAUCAUUCAGAGCAGCAAUGCAUCAGGCUGGGCUCCGAGCUACUGGCAUUCGGCUGCGAAAAAGCUCCAACAGCCACCGAAAGUUUACUGUCAUACAAUACCAAACGACCCAGUAAUACCAGAGCCAGAAACAUCAACCCCGGAAACAAUAAGACCACCACCCACAGGCCCCGAGCAGAUAACAGGCGCCCCAGAUUGCGCUACAGAUGGUACACCAAGAGGACAUUGCGUGUUAUACGAAUACUGCUCAAAGUUAGACACAGCUUUGUCUGUAAUGAUUUUCCAUAAUUUUGUAGAAAGAUACGGAUGCGGAAAGGUCAAAGACGGCAAAACAGGAAUCUGCUGCCCGAUUGAUUGAAUAUAGCCUGGCGACUCUCUCUGGCUCCAUAGGCGAAGGAAAGGUGGAAUGGCAGAGCCCGUGCACCGAAGGCAGAUUUAAACAACUUGCUGUAUUUUUGUAACCCUGGGGCAAGAAACUUCACUGCUGGUUGCGCUUAAAGGAUAACGUCUUGAAUCUUACACAGAAAUACACAGAGUAACCACCUGUUACGAGGAUUCUGUAUCAAUAAGAUUUUGUAAUUUACGAUUUGUUUAUCAGCUGACAGUA